Molecule: messenger RNA, 1270 nt
Organism: Salarias fasciatus (jewelled blenny)
Lineage: Eukaryota; Metazoa; Chordata; Actinopteri; Blenniiformes; Blenniidae
Product: receptor-type tyrosine-protein phosphatase gamma-like
Exons: 9
Coding region: 163-1155 (330 amino acids)
Cellular component (GO): plasma membrane
Molecular function (GO): carbonate dehydratase activity; zinc ion binding
Source: RefSeq, a predicted model, not a curated record
CCCUCCAUCCCUCCAUCCCUCCGCCGCCUCCCCGCGCCGCUGCGCUGCGUCUCCGGCUGGAUUUUACGCAGCGCCACGCGCCGCUCGUGUGCCAGCAGGAGGAGAGGAGCGCAGAAACUCAACAGUUGCUUGUUGUUUGCAUGUCGACUGCGUUUCCCUGCCAUGUGGAGGCUACUGCAACCGCGCUGCCGCUGCUGGUGGAUUUUGUCCCUGCUGCUCCCGGCCUGGGCCGGAUGUCAUCCCGCGCUGACAGCAAGCCAAGGCGAGUCCCAAGCCCCGGUCCAAGGCCUCCUCAGGGCCACGGCAGGCGGAGCACGAGUCCGGAGAGCCACCGGCGAGGAGACCUACUGGGCCUACUCAGGUAUUUACGGCCCAGACGAGGGCUGGGCGGCCGCCUACCCGGAGUGUCGAGAGAGAAACCAGUCGCCAAUCAACAUCGUGGACCAGGACACCAAGAUAUCCACCGAGUACCAGGAACUGACCCUGGAGGGCUUCGACGCAGAAUCCUCCAACAAGACGUCUAUGAAGAACACUGGGAAAACAGUGGCCAUUAUGUUGAAAGAUGAUUACUUUGUUCGGGGAGCCGGGCUACCUGGGAGGUUUAAAGCUGAGAAAGUGGAGUUUCACUGGGGACCCAGCAACGGAUCUGAAGGUUCUGAACACGGCGUCAACGGCCGGCGUUACCCAGUGGAGAUGCAGAUCUACAUGUACAACUCAGACGACUUCGACAGUCUGAGCGCGGCGCUCAGGGAGAAGCGGAUCAUUGCUGCCAUGGCCGUGUUUUUCCAGGUGGGAGGGAAGGACAACCCCGCCGUCGACCCCAUAAUCCACGGCUUGAAGGGCGUGGUUCAUCACGAAAAGGAGACUUUCCUGGAACCGUUCGUCCUGAAGGACCUUCUGCCAUCCUCACUGGGAAGUUACUACCGUUACACCGGCUCCCUCACCACCCCCCCCUGCAGUAAGGUGGUGGAGUGGAUCGUCUUCAGCAGACCCAUCUACGUCUCCUACAAACAGUGGAGGCGUUACUCCAUCUUCACCACGGAGCGCAGGACCACGUCAAGUCGGUGGAGUCUGCGCAGCAACUUCAGGCCCACGCAGAGUCUGGACAAACCGCCACGUUUUCAAGUCGGCCGUCAAAGACUGGAUGCCGACUGACGGACGGCGGCGGCGGGCCGUACGGCACCGAAGCGCUCCAAAGUGUGCAGCAGUGCGCCCAUCAACAUGAAGGUGCAGCACGUCAACGGCAGCGCCCUGGUGGUGCGCUGGGCCC